Pundamilia nyererei is the source of this 2076-nucleotide messenger RNA. It is a transcript of the gene orai1b, whose product is annotated as ORAI calcium release-activated calcium modulator 1b. Gene Ontology annotation, cellular component: membrane. Gene Ontology annotation, molecular function: store-operated calcium channel activity. The transcript is spliced from 2 exons. Gene Ontology annotation, biological process: store-operated calcium entry. The coding region runs from base 199 to 870 and encodes 223 amino acids. The record is from RefSeq and is a predicted model, not a curated record. Lineage: Eukaryota; Metazoa; Chordata; Actinopteri; Cichliformes; Cichlidae.
AAAGCAAAUGCUCAGCAGCGGAUGUUUCCAUGGGAGCGCGCAGACUUAUGGGUAAUGCAAGGUGCAGGCGGUACAGCGGCACGCUGAAGAACGACAAGAAAUUGCUUCCGCAGUUCAGUUAGCGUGCGAGGUUAAAUGCUGUGUAAGUGUACGCUGUCCUUUUUUAAGUAACAGAGUGUUUUUGCUAAGUGUCGCAGUAUGAGUCUGAACGAGCAUUCCCUGCAAGCGCUGUCCUGGAGAAAGCUGUACCUGAGUCGAGCUAAACUGAAGGCUUCCAGUCGGACCUCGGCUCUGCUGUCUGGAUUUGCUAUGGUGGCUAUGGUAGAAGUGCAGCUGGACAACAGCUACCCCUACCCACCUGCCCUCCUUAUUGCCUUCAGUGCCUGCACCACUGUGCUCGUAGCCGUUCACCUGUUCGCUCUGAUGGUCAGCACCUGCAUUUUACCCAACAUAGAGGCCGUGAGCAACGUCCACAAUCUCAACUCGGUGAAGGAGUCCCCACAUGAGCGAAUGCACCGGCACAUUGAGCUGGCGUGGGCGUUUUCCACAGUCAUUGGUACUUUGCUCUUCCUGGCAGAGGUGGUUCUACUCUGCUGGGUUAAGUUUUUGCCCAUCAAGCCCAACAAAUCCAGCAACAGCACAGUUUCCUCCGGAGUGGCUGCUGCCAUUACCUCCACCUCCAUCAUGGUGCCCUUUGGUUUGGUUUUCAUAGUCUUCGCUGUGCAUUUCUAUCGCUCCUUGGUGAGCCACAAGACUGACAGACAGUUUGAGGAGCUGGAGGAGCUCUCCAACCUCACCAGGCUACAGAACGAGCUUGAUAACAGAGGAGAAUCUUCCAUCUUGCAGUCGCCAAGCUCACAUUUCCCAUAGUCGGGUCCAGCUGAUGCACAUCUGUGUUGGAACUCGUGACCCCUUUGGGAAUUCUCCAAGUCAGAAGCCUCGUUAUUGGCUUCUAUGGUUUUUACAGGAAUGACGAUUAAUCUCACUCUUUAUUGUGAAACUUAUUUUGUGAAGAACAGUUGUAUUUUUUAGAAAACACACUUGAUUGACUGUGAACUCGUAUAUCCGCCGUGCUGCAUGUAGCUUGAAAUCGGAAAGUCUUAACAGUGGUAGCUGCCUCACUGAUCUCCAACGGUAUGGGAGAGAUGUCUGAACAGUAACCUGGAAUCCUGUCUGUUGCUGCCUGCUGUAUUUAUUUAACCGUCUGUCAGUGAAUACUUCAUUUGUUUAUGUAUAUUACCAUGUGAACCACGUGUAUUUAACCCUUUAUUUACACGGUCUUAUUGUUUUUGUUUUUUUAAAUUUUCAUCAUUUGCAUUCAGAAUGCUCUCCAUUUGUGUCGACUAAUCAGCUGCACAACUUACAGUACAACUUCAGUAUGUUUUGCUGUCUUGUUUUGCACAGGCUGUGGUGUUCAAAUAAACACCUUUUCACAAAGUGAUGUUAAAAGUUAACGAUCAUAGCAAAAAUCAAAAAACGUGACUGCGUGUGGAGAGUCUGGUUUGGGCUUCGUGAGGAUGCUGACUUGCCAAUAGAUAGAUGUUCUGUCCUUAUGUUACACAGACUUUGCACUAUGGAGCUGGCAGGAUAAAGAGCCUCUAAUGCCAGAGCAAGCCAGACAUUUGUGUUAUCACACACUAGAUUAUCUAGAAAAUUAUGCAGUAUAUGUAUGAAAAAGAGCUUAGUCCUAUCUGUUUGCCUUAGACUGCUGACAUUUUUAUACACACUAACACAGCUUUAUAAUCUCAUUGGGAUCUCUGCUGGAAACUUAAUGUUAAUAUUAAUUGUUAGUGCUGUAUUUUGAAGAGUCUGAGCACUCACAUAUUCUGAACUGGCAUUUUGCCUUUGUGAUUCAGUCUUGAAGUACAUACGGAGAGCUUUCCAAUUGUGUUUUUAACAUAAAAAGUUUUGAAUUAAGAGUCUAUGUGAGGCUGUAGUCCAAAUGUGGUCAGAGAUGUGUUUACUUAAGCAGCUGGAACAUUGAUAGAUGGCCAUAAUCCAGUUGCUAGUGAAUUCUAAAAAAUUAAAAUAUAAUGAAAAAGUUUUUUGGGUUUUUUUUGUAUUUCUAAAGGGGAA